Herpailurus yagouaroundi (jaguarundi) is the source of this 4576-nucleotide messenger RNA. RefSeq names its product THAP domain containing 9 (gene THAP9). The transcript is spliced from 4 exons. The record is from RefSeq and is a predicted model, not a curated record. The coding region runs from base 669 to 2945 and encodes 758 amino acids. Lineage: Eukaryota; Metazoa; Chordata; Mammalia; Carnivora; Felidae.
GUUACUAUUUAUUGAGACCUGCAGUGGUCUAGGCAUUGUGCUGGGAGAUUUACAUAAAUUAUUCUAUUGUAUCCUUAAAACAACUCUGUAUUAUUACAGUUAUACAAAUGAGGAGAGGAGGGAUUGUAGAGGUUUAGUGACAGCUAAUAAAUGAGGGAGCCAUGAUUAAACCCAGAUUAGUCUCAAUUCCAAAGCCCAUGCUCUGUCCACUAUGCCUUCCUUUUUGCACAAAUAAUUUUCCUGUCCCCUCCAUUAAAUCAUGUCAUUGCUGUCUUAAAACACUGCUCAAAACUCAUUUCCACGAAGCCUUCCCAAAUUACCACCUUUCUGUUGUUACUUAAAACAUAUCAGAAACUUUCAACAUCAUGUUAACUUUCGACAUCAGGUUACUAUUUCUAUAUGGAUGAAAAAAAACCCCAAAAAACUUUAAACCCUGUUCACAUUUUCCUAUAAAUACAUUUGAAGAAAUUAGAGAUUAUGACCUUUUUUUAAAACAACUCUCCACAUUAAAGGUUCUUCAAGGUGUACACCUUAAAGGUAAAGCAAAACAGAAAAUCCUAAAACAGCCACUUCCUGAUAAUUCUCAAGAGGUUGCUACUGAGGACCACAACUACAGUUUAAAGAGACCUCUGACAAUUGGUGCAGAGAAACUGGCUGAGGUGCAACAGAUGCUACAAGUGUCCAAAAAAAGACUGGUUUCUGUGAAAAACUACAGGAUGAUCAAGAAGAGAAAGGGCUUACGACUAAUUGAUGCACUUGUCGAAGAGAAACUACUUUCUGAAGAAACAGAGUGUCUGCUACGAGCACAGUUUUCAGAUUUUAAGUGGGAAUUGUAUAACUGGAGAGAAACAGCUGAGUACUCCACAGAAAUGAAACAGUUUGCAUGUACACUCUACUUGUGCAGUAGCAAAGUCUAUGAUUAUGUAAGAAAGAUUCUCAAGCUGCCUCAUUCUUCCAUCCUCAGGACAUGGUUAUCCAAAUGCAAACCCAGUCCAGGCUUCAACAGCAACAUUUUUUCUUUUCUUCAGCGAAGAGUAGAGAACGGAGACCAGCUCUACCAGUAUUGUUCACUGAUAAUAAAAGGCAUAUCUCUCAAGCAACAACUUCAGUGGGACCCCAGCAGUCACCAUUUGCAAGGGUUUAUGGACUUUGGCCUCGGCAUACUUGAUGCUGAUGAAACGCCCCUUGCGUCCGAAACUAUUUUGUUAAUGGCCGUGGGUAUUUCUGGUCACUGGAGAACGCCUCUUGGUUAUUUUUUUGUUAACAGGGCAUCUGGAUAUUUGCAGGCUCAGCUGCUUCGUCUUACCAUUGGCAAACUAAGUGACAUAGGGAUCACGGUUUUGGCCGUCACCUCUGAUGCUACAGCUCACAGCGUUCAGAUGGCAAAAGCGUUGGGAAUACAUAUUGACGGAGACAACAUGAAGUGUACAUUUCAGCAUCCCUCAUCUUCUAGUCAACAGAUUGCAUACUUCUUUGAUUCUUGCCACUUGCUCAGAUUAAUAAGAAAUGCAUUUCAGAAUUUUCAAAGCAUUCAGUUUAUUAAUGGCACGGCACAUUGGCAGCACCUUGUGGACUUAGUAGCCCUGGGGGACCAGGAAUUAGCAAACAUAGAAAGACUCCCAAGAAAACUUGCAAAUUUGAAAAACCACGUGCUGAAGACGAACUGUGCUGCCCAACUGUUCAGUGAGAAUGUGGCCAGCGCGUUGGAGUGCUUGCUAUCGUUAGGCCUGCCUCCUUUUCAAAACUGUAUUGGUACCGUCCAUUUUUUACGCUUAAUUAACAACCUGUUUGACAUUUUUAAUAGUAGGAAUUGUUAUGGAAAGGGACUUAAAGGACCUCUACUGCCUGAAACUUAUAGUAAAAUUAAUCACGUGUUAAUUGAAGCCAAGACAAUCUUUGUUACAUUAUCUGACGCUAGCAGUAAUCAAAUAAUUAAAGGUAAGCGAAAACUAGGAUUCCUGGGAUUUUUGCUUAAUGCUGAGAGCCUAAAAUGGCUCUAUCAGAAUUACAUUUUCCCAAAGGUCAUGCCUUUUCCAUAUCUUCUGACUUAUAAAUUCAGUCAAGAUCAUCUGGAAUUAUUUCUCAAGAUGCUUAGACAGGUAUUAGUAACCGGUUCUAACCCUACCUGUAUGGCAUUCCAGAAAGCUUACCAUAAUUUGGAGACCAGAUACAGAUCACAAGACGAAGCCUUUCUAAGUGAAGUAAGCAUCCUUGACAUUUCAAUUGCUCGAAGGACAGACUUGGCCCUUUGGACCGUUCAGCGUCAGUAUGGCGUCAGCGGCAUAAAGACUCUUUUUCACAAAGAGGAUAUUUGCCGAGACUGGUCUAAUUGUUCGCUAAGUGAGGCGUUACUAGAUCUGUCAGAUCACAGGCAAAAACUCAUCUGUUGUGCCAGUUAUGUUGCAAAUAAGUUAUCAGCUCUUUUAACUUGUGAGGAGUGCAUCAGUGCACUGUAUGCAUCAGAUCUCAAGGUUGCUAAAAUUGGGUCACUGUUGUGUGUUAAAAAGAAGAAUGGUUUACAUUUCCCUUCACAAAGUCUUUGUCAAGUCAUAAAUAUUUGUGAGCGAGUUGUAAGAACCCAUUCAAGAAUGACAGUCUAUGAACUACUUCCUAAACAGAGAGAAUUGUAUCUUCAGCAGAAAAUAUUAUGUGAGCUUUCUGGGCAUAUUUAUCUUUUUGUAGAUUUAGAUGAGCAUCUCUUUGACGGAGAAGUGUGUGCCAUCAAUCACUUUGUAAAGUUACUAAAGGAUAUAAUAAUCUGUUUCUUAAAGAUCAGAGGUAAAGAUGCAGCUCAGUACCCUUUAAAACACCAUUCAGAAAGAAUUGAAAUGAAAACUUUGCCAAGAAUACACUGGUCAUCAUUACAGGAUUACAGAUGUUCAAGUUUUGCUAAUACCAAUAAAUGCAGGCAUUUGUUAAGUAAUGAUGGAUAUCCAUUCAAAUGAGGGACCUAAAAUAUCUUAAAAUUUUCAUGAAAAAUUAUUGGUCAACAUUUGAAGUUCAACCUACCAUAUUUUAUAAAUUGACCAUUCUGCACAUUUGACAAGUUUGUAAUACUAGGAUUUCUAAUUAUGCGUAUUAUAAAAUCUGCUUGUACUUGGUAUGGUUUGCAACAUUUCAGUUACUCGGAAUGUAGAACGCAGUUAAGUCAGUAGGAACAGACCAGCCAACAGAUGCUGCCUUUGAAUAUACUACUAUAAGACUGAGUAGUGUGACUGGACAUACUUUUUAACUUGUUCAGUCUACUUUAAAACAAGAGAGAAUAACAACAACUAAGAGUCAUUAAAACAUUGACUUCUUUUAUAAAUAGACUACAUUCCCUAAAAGAGCUUUGGUUUACAGCUCUUAAGAAUGUUGACAGGAAAAAAAAAAAAAAAAAGGAAUAUAAAACCUUGGAUGUAAUUUUUACUUACAUGUGAAAAUCUAGAUGUGGUUUGAAAAUUAGGCUGAGUUAAAAUAUCAAAUACCACAAAAUCCCUUUGCCAGGGUACCCUAAAAUGGGAAUACUUAGGCUUUAUCGGGCAGAAGGUAAGCACAUGUGCCAUGAGAUGGUUCCGUGUGCUGCAGCGAAGUUGGGGAAUGUACUCUGAGAAGUAAAUAGGGGAUCUCAUUUUCACAAUCCAUUGUCCUUGGACUUCAAAAUACUACUUUUGAAUAAUAGAGUGGAUACUUACUUGACUCCACUGGAAGAGCCCAAUGCUCAUCAGAGAAUGAGGAGAAGCCUUAUUUCAAGCUCUUCUGAAGUGUCCUUGUGUUUUGCAGGGAGGCUGAAAUAUAUUUUCAGUGUUGAAUGAAUAAAGGGACUUCACACCAUCCAAUUAAUAAAUAGAAAAAGAUGGGCAGUUGAGACAGUGGUUAUGAAAAUAUUUGUCUUAAUUAUAUGAUUAGUUUUUUCAGAAAUUUAGGAGAAGCUUAAAUGAUCUGAAGAUGGAAACAUACCUAAGGACAAUUUUCUCCAUUCUGUCACACCCAGACUUUGAAAAGAUGAGUAGAAAAACGUAGGUAUAUGUUGUACUUUCACAUAUGAGGAGUGUUUUAAAUGGAUAAAAGAAGAAACAAGCGCAUGAUUCCCCUAUGUGUGUAAAACAUCUACUCUUUGUAUGUGAAUAGUCAUGAAGUAUAAUUAAUAUGAAAACUUAAAAUUGCAAAAGAUUAAUGACUAGACAAAACUUGAGUUUUAUUAACUGAAAUUCUCCUUAAAUUAUAUAUUUUGAUAUAUUUGUUUUGUUCUACCUCAAACAAAGGCUUAAGUUUGGAGAUGUAACCAGAGUUGUACUAAAUUUUAUGUAAGAGCUAUCGCUGAGAAGUCUCAAUAGUGUGGGUUGUAUUUGCAAUAGAAUUUUAGAUACACCAGGAUGAAUCUUAUUUAAAAGAAUACUACUUGUAAAUCACCACCUUUAACUUAUUGCUUAUAUAAAUCCAAGUUUUGUCCAGAUCUUUACUUAAAACUAGGUUUGUAUCUGUAGGUGUCUCAUGUUCUUUGCUGUUGCAUUUUACUAAUGUACUAGUAUAUUCUGUAGUUUAAUUAGUGUUUUGCACUAUUUGAGUGCUGGAUAAAUUGGACAAAUAUUGACAA